UGGUGCGGUCUGGCCUGGUCACGUGGGCGGCAAGAUGGCUUCCUCCAGGAGGCGCUGAGAGCGGCGCGGCUGGUGACACGUAGGUUUUCCAGGUUUAGCUGCAGAGCACCCAUACUGUGGACAGGCGGGCACCAUGGUGACGGAGCAGGAGGUGGAAGCCAUUGGGCAGACGCUGGUGGACACCCAGCAGCCCCUGCAGGCCCGCUUCCGGGCCCUCUUCACACUGCGUGGGCUCGGUGGCCCCAGCGCCAUUGCAUGGAUCAGCCGGGCCUUCCGGGAUGACUCGGCCCUGCUGAAGCAUGAACUUGCCUACUGCCUCGGCCAGAUGCAGGACCCCCGCGCCAUACCUGUGCUGGUGGGUGUGCUGCAGGACACGCGCCAGGAGCCCAUGGUGCGCCACGAGGCAGGGGAGGCCCUGGGCGCUAUCGGGAACCCGGAGGUUCUGGAGCUCCUGAAGCAGUACUCUGCUGAUCCUGUGGUUGAGGUGGCUGAGACCUGCCAGCUGGCUGUGCAGCGGCUGGAGUGGCUCCAACAACACCCAGGGGAGCUGGCAACAGCCACGGGUCCCUACCUCUCGGUAGACCCUGCGCCUCCAGCAGAGGAGCGCAACGUAGGGCGGCUGCGGGCGACACUGCUGGAUGAGGCCCGGCCUCUCUUCGACCGGUACCGUGCCAUGUUUGCGCUGCGCAACACAGGCGGAGAGGAGGCUGCACUAGCGCUAGCCGAGGGCCUGCGCUGCGGCAGCGCCCUCUUCCGCCACGAGGUAGGCUACGUGCUGGGCCAGCUGCAGCACGAGGCCGCAGUGCCCCAGCUGGCCGCCGCCCUAGCCCACUGUGCCGAGAACCCUAUGGUACGUCACGAGUGUGCUGAGGCCCUGGGGGCGAUUGCCCGGCCCGCCUGCCUGGCUGCGCUGCGGGCGCAUGUGGCUGAUCCUGAGCGCGUGGUGCGCGAGAGCUGCGAGGUGGCCUUGGACAUGUAUGAGUACCAGAGCGGGCCGGCCUUCCAGUAUGCGGAUGGGCUGGAGCGGCUGCGCCCUCUGCCCUAGGCCUGUGGCCGGCCCCACCUACUGUCCCCAUCCGGUCCUCAGGGCUCUCUCCCCGGCGGGACUUUGGCACUAAAUUGGAUCAGUGUAAAGUGGAUGUCAUCUUCAGCACUGUGCGUGGGCAUCAACACCUGCUGGGGGGACAGUUGGGUU
This is a messenger RNA of Octodon degus (degu), 1195 nucleotides long. It is a transcript of the gene Dohh, whose product is annotated as deoxyhypusine hydroxylase. Lineage: Eukaryota; Metazoa; Chordata; Mammalia; Rodentia; Octodontidae. The record is from RefSeq and is a predicted model, not a curated record. The transcript is spliced from 5 exons. The coding region runs from base 134 to 1045 and encodes 303 amino acids. Gene Ontology annotation, molecular function: deoxyhypusine monooxygenase activity. Gene Ontology annotation, biological process: peptidyl-hypusine biosynthetic process.